Suillus clintonianus is the source of this 1236-nucleotide messenger RNA. RefSeq names its product glycosyl hydrolase family 92-domain-containing protein. Gene Ontology annotation, biological process: protein quality control for misfolded or incompletely synthesized proteins; glycoprotein catabolic process; protein deglycosylation. The transcript is spliced from 14 exons. Gene Ontology annotation, cellular component: cytosol; nucleus. NCBI's taxonomy places the organism in Eukaryota, Fungi, Basidiomycota, Agaricomycetes, Boletales, Suillaceae. Bases 1 to 1236 code for a protein of 411 amino acids. The record is from RefSeq and is a predicted model, not a curated record. Gene Ontology annotation, molecular function: peptide-N4-(N-acetyl-beta-glucosaminyl)asparagine amidase activity; GTP binding; GTPase activity.
AUGGAAGGCAUUCAAGCAAGAACACUUGACACAGAUGUGCUGAUGGACCUCACCGCCAAACUUCACCUUGACCACGCCCUUCAGCCCGUCAGAGCAAAAAUUGGAGCAAAGGAAUUUUCCCACGUACCUUUCGCUGUUCUGAACACUGGGAGCACCGGUAGGCAGACUAGGGAGGGAAGUAGAACUCUUGAGUAUGCAUUCGAGGAUUUCGGUAUUCGCCAGGUGGCGCAAGUGCUUGGGAAAACGGAUGAUGUUGAAUACUACGCGAACCGAUCCUAUUGGUACUGCAAUGUCUGGGGCACAACUGUGGAUAGUGAUGGAUACCAAGGAUUCAUGCAGAAGAGAUUCUCCAACGGAACCUUCUAUAAUACCGACCCUGUCGGCUACUUGCCGAAGGACACCAGGAGCAGUCAGGAGCGCUCGCUUCAGGAGAAUAACCAGAGUGGGUUCUAUGAAUCAUUGUCAUGGGAGUAUAGCUGGGAUGCACCACAUGAUACGGGAUACUUGAUUGAGCUCAUGGGAGGAAAAAUGAUGUUCACGGAUCGACUCGACCAUUUCUUUGGGGAAGGAUAUUACCAGGUGGGCAAUGAGCCUUCAUUUCAGGUUCAGCCGACUCCAAUCUCCUUGUAUUCCGCCAUCUGUCAACACUGGUAUUGGAGUCAUCGGCAACAGCUCUAUGAUCAUCUGCUCGGUAAAAGUUUACUCUCGAAGAAAUGCAUACUAUGCAAGGCAAAAUUCCACGCACAACCCUUGUCCGUCCUUGUCUGGAAGGAUUGGCGCUCAUAUGCGUCUCUGCCUAAAUUCAUCGCAAACGCAUCAUAUUUCCUGUCCAUUUUCCCGCAGUCCAUCAUACACAGCACACUCAUCAAACUGGAGGGCCUGAUUGGUGAGGACGAAAUCACGGGCACAAUGAAACACAGGGAGGGACGGUUAGUCAUCAUGCCUGACUUCAACAACAUGCAAGCAUUUGAGAUGCUCAGGCGGCUUGUUGCGCUUCAUGACGCCUCUGAACUAUACAGAUGUCUAAAAUUAUACACCUUGGACCUCUGUUUAUCAUCCUGGGCGCAACAUUAUUCAGAGACUUAUGACCCCACAAUAGAAGAUGCUUACAGGAAGCAGUUAAUUGUGGAUAACAAGAUGUGCUUGAUCGAAAUCAUUGAUACUGCUGGGCAGGAGGAGUACACCUCCUUGCGAGACCAAUGGGUGCGGUAUGCAACAAGCCUAGUAUUAGCCUAG